AUGAUACGUAAGUGGUACUUAAAUUUUUAUCGCCUAGAUAAUAUUGGAAGCGUCCCAACAGUUGCUACCGAAGAAGCCAAAACUAAAGCAAGAUACUUAAUAUAUACAAUCGGAUAUAUCGUAGAUUUUAUGUCUGUAUAUCAUAUGAUUCUCUCAGGAAUGGCCUUAGGAUAUGCAAUAAUUCUUCAAUCACAAAAAGAAAUUUCAUUAUGGAUCUCUUACUUUGUACGUCUUACACAAUUUGCUGAUUAUUUCUUUUAUAUCUCCACGUUCCUUAUUUUUAUUACAACAUUUAUAUUUGCAGGAGUUUUACAUAUAACAAAUUGGGACCCAUUUUCAAAAUAUGUUUUAUGGGCCUGCUCUUUUCUAUUACUUGUUAAUAUGUUUUCAACCACAUACUCCCUUCCUAUGUCGUUGAUGGUUACAAAACUCAAUUGGACCAAUGAUUACUGGUACAAGACAACAAUAGCUUUGAAUACAAUUGCGAAAGAACUUUACUCAAUUUAUAGACCUUUAUCCAUAUUCAGAAUGAUUACCAUUGUUGCUACAGCUCCAUUUGUCGCUUAUUUCACAAGUGAUUGCAGAGGUGCAUCUUGGGAUGCUUUGGUCAAAUUAAUUGAUCAAAAGAAUGCCAAAAAGACAUAA
Trichomonas vaginalis G3 is the source of this 645-nucleotide messenger RNA. RefSeq lists its product as uncharacterized. The coding region runs from base 1 to 645 and encodes 214 amino acids. The transcript has a single exon. The record is from RefSeq and is a predicted model, not a curated record. NCBI's taxonomy places the organism in Eukaryota, Parabasalia, Trichomonadida, Trichomonadidae.